Molecule: messenger RNA, 2393 nt
Organism: Xenopus tropicalis (tropical clawed frog)
Lineage: Eukaryota; Metazoa; Chordata; Amphibia; Anura; Pipidae
Gene: calu
Product: calumenin
Exons: 7
Coding region: 128-1075 (315 amino acids)
Cellular component (GO): endoplasmic reticulum membrane; Golgi apparatus; endoplasmic reticulum
Molecular function (GO): calcium ion binding
Source: RefSeq, a predicted model, not a curated record
CGUCAUCCCCACAGGGCGGUUACGUGAUACGUCACUGCGCCUACGUGGCGUUGGGAGUUUCUGUGAGACCGGAGGCAGAGAGCCUGCAGUUAACAGUUUCGCAGGAGGCCUUCAAUUGGGUUAAGUCAUGGACACACGUCGGCUUCUUUUGUGCCUUUGCUUAUGGGUAGCCUGCGUGGUAAGCAAACCUACAGAGAAGAAGGAUCGUGUUCAUCAUGACCCUCAGCUUAGUGAAAAAGUUCACGAUGAUGCACAGAAUUUUGAUUAUGACCAUGAUGCCUUUCUGGGUGCUGAGGAAGCCAAAACUUUUGAUCAGCUAACACCCGAAGAGAGCAAGGAGAGACUGGGAAUGAUUGUAAGUAAGAUAGACUUGGAUAAUGAUGGGUAUGUGACGGAGGGGGAGCUGACUGCAUGGAUCAAGAAAGCCCAAAAGAAGUAUGUGUACGACAACGUUGAGCGGCAGUGGCAGGAGUUUGACCUAAACCAGGAUGGACUCGUAUCGUGGGAUGAGUACAGAAAUGUCACCUAUGGCACUUACCUGGAUGAUCCAGAUCCAGACAAUAGCUUUAAUUACAAACAAAUGAUGGUAAGAGAUGAGAGGCGAUUUAAAAUGGCUGACCAAGAUGGUGAUCUCAUUGCAACAAAAGAAGAGUUCACAGCAUUUCUUCACCCAGAGGAAUUUGAUUAUAUGAAGGACAUUGUGGUUUUGGAAACCAUGGAAGACAUUGAUAAAAAUGGCGAUGGCCUCAUAGACCUAGAAGAGUAUAUAGGUGAUAUGUACAACCAUGAUGGAGAUGCUAACGAACCCGAGUGGGUGAAGACUGAGCGAGAACAGUUUGUGGAGUUCAGAGACAAGAACCAUGAUGGAAAAAUGGACAAAGAAGAGACAAAAGACUGGAUUCUUCCCUCUGAUUAUGACCAUGCUGAAGCUGAAUCCCGCCAUCUUGUUUAUGAGUCCGAUCAAAACAAGGAUAGCAAACUGACACGAGAAGAAAUAGUUGAUAAAUAUGACUUAUUUGUGGGCAGUCAAGCUACAGACUUCGGGGAAGCACUGGUCAGACAUGAUGAAUUUUGAGUGUACUCAAAUCAUCCCACCAUCAAGAGACCUACUAGACCCUUCAUACGCACACAGAGAAUGGAGGGAAGAAUUACUUAACUGAAAACAAAAGUUAUUUAUUGUAAACCAACAUCCUGAUCAAGAAGACAAGAGUUGGAGUGCGUUUCCAGAUCUUUCGCUGAUUGCUGCAAUUCUUGCAGUGUGGUGCCAUGCCAAUGCAGUUUUUUGAGUCUUGACCAGCUGAUUAUUAUUGCCCAUUUGUGUUCUUACUAUGUUAACACUUUUGGCUCUGAAAUGUAUUAAGUGUUUAGUCCUUGUAUAAGCUGCUACAGAGAGCUUGUUCCCAUUUCCUCAUACAUAUAUGACCAUAUGCAGAAAGUUGGCACCUAUUGACUGAUAUUCUGAAAAUCUGUCUUCCAGUAAUUUUAUGAUAUUGGUGCCAUGUAAGUAGUUUUUCACAUUUUAAGGAAGAAAACAUUUUAUAGUCUCUUGCAAAUUUUAGUAGGAAAGGGUGUUUACUUAUUUGCACCAAAGAAUGGUAGGAGCAAAUAUUUCUGAUUUUGUCCAUGUUUAUGCCCUUUAUUUUUAGGGGGGGGGGUCACUAUCAUUAAGCUGCUUAACAACUCCCCCCCCCAAACCAGUAACACUAGGAAGUAGACAUGCCCUAAAAGCAUUUAUACCAACUCAGAACAAUUUCCAGAAAGCAGAAUAUUUGUGUAUCUGUAAAGUAUGUUCCCCUUUUGUCUCUUUAGUGCAAAUGAGUGAAUUCCCUUAUGAGUAAUGCAUUGGCAUUUUAGGCUAUGGGGUUUGGGAAUUUGAACUAUAACAAUGACUGCCAAUUUGGCAAAGAUAAUGGUUUUUACUUGUCUUCAAAUUAGAGUGAAAAAGAAGCUUUCAGAGAAGUCUUUUUGCUGCCUAUUUCUACUUUUGUGUGUGUUAAGUAGUAUAUAUACUGUCAUAUUCUUUAGAUUGCCCUUUACAAAUUAAGUUAGUAUCCCAUAAACUCAGUAUUUUUUUUGAUAUGAUGUAUGUCUGCUCAUUGUCAAAGAGUUACACUUUUAGUAGUUCUGGAAGUGAUUUUUUUUUAACACAAAAAUUUGAGUUCUUUUCAAAUAACAGUUGUCUUCCUAUAUCUGAUUCUGUUGAUGGGAAUAUGUAUUGCUUGGACAGUGAACUCAUUUUUUUUUUUAAUUCAUUUUUAUUUUCUGUUUAUUGUAUGUUCAAGAUCUGUUUUCAACAGUUCUUUGGUAAAACAGUUAAAAAUCCAUUGCUCCUCACUUUUGUUUAUAUGCUUGAUGUCAGUAAGUAUUUAUACAUUACAGACAAUUAUUUCUAA